AUGAGGGCUUUCGUUUUCUUUCUCUUCAUGCUCCUGGCCAUGUUCUCAGCAUCUUCAACCCAGAUUUCAAAUACCACUGUUUUCAAACUAGAAGAGAAUUCAGAACCUGCACUUAUUCUGGAGAAAAAAAACGAAGCUAACCACCUAGGAGGACAAAGGGAUUCUAAUGAGCAAGGAGAUAGUUAUACACAAGGAAAUCUGGGAACAUUUAGUCUUCAAGGACAACCAGGAUAUUUUAACAAGCUAGAGAAACCAAGAAACUUUAAGCCAGGGAGAGCAGGCGUUUUAAACCAGCCUGAGAUUUUAAAGAAUUCAGGAAAAUCUAACCAAAAAGGGAAUCCAGAAUCUUCUAAUAUGCAGGAAAAAUCAGGAUCUUCUAGCCAACUAGGGAAACCAGGGUUUUCUACCCAACAGGGAAAUCCAGGGUCAUCUGGCCAACAAGGGAAACCAGGGUCAUUUAACCGGAAAGUGAUGGUGGGGUCAUCCAGCCAACAGGGGAAGCCAGGAUCAUCUAGCCAACAAGGGAAUCUAGGGUCAUCUACCCAGAAAGGGAAUUUAGGAUCUCCUAGCCUACAAGGGCAUCUGGGUUUAUCUAGCCAUCAAGGGAAGCCAGAGUCAUCUGGCCAGCAAGGGAAGCCAGGGUCAUCUAGCCAACAGGGAAAUCUAGGAUCUUCUAGCCAACAAGGAAAUUCAGGGUCUUCUAGCCAACAAGGAAAUUCAGGGUCUUCUAGCCAACAGGGGAAGCCAGGGUCGUCUAACCAACAAGGAAAUCUAGGAUCUUCUGGCCAACAGGGGAAGCCAGGAUCUUCUAGCCAACAGGGGAAGCCAGGGUCAUCUAGCCAACAAGGAAAUCUACAUUUAUCUAGCCAGCAAGGGAAUCAAGGACCUUCUAGCAAACAGGGGAAGCCAGGGUUAUCCAGACAUCAAGGAAACCUACGAUUAUCUACCCAGCAAGGGAAUAUAGGAUCUCCUAGCCAACAGGGAAAGCCAGAGUCUUCUAGCCAACAAGGGAAUCUAGGGUCAUCUAGUCAUCAAGGGAAGCCAGUGUCAUCUAGCCAUCAAGGGAAGCCAGGGACAUCUAGUCAACAAGGGAAGCCAGGGGCAUCUAGCCAGCAAGGUGAUCUAGGGUCAUCUAGCCAGCAAGGAGAUCUAGAAUCUUCUAAGCAUCAGGGGAAGCCAGGGUCAUCUAGCCAGCAAGGAGACCUAGGAUCUUCUAAGCAUCAGGGGAAGCCAGGGUCAUCUAGCCAGCAAGGAGACCUAGGAUCUUCUAAGCAUCAGGGGAAGCCAGGGUCAUCUAGCCAGCAAGGAGAUCUAGGAUCUUCUAGGCAUCAGGGGAAACCAGGGUCAUCUAGCCAACAAAGAAAAUUGAGGUCACUUUACAACCAACGACAAAGAAAAAAUAUCGACAACACUUUCGAUGGCAAUAUAAUGGACUUUCAGGUUAGUGUUAAUAACUUCUUUUUCUCAGUCAACUUGACCCAGCAAUUCUCUUUUCCAAAACUUAAAAUGCUUUAUAAACCACAAUGUGUUAACGAAAAAUCACUUGCAAUGACACUGAUUAAACAAAAUGAGAACAACUUUGGAGCUGAUUAUUUUCAUGCAUAA
This is a messenger RNA of Chlorocebus sabaeus (green monkey), 1605 nucleotides long. NCBI's taxonomy places the organism in Eukaryota, Metazoa, Chordata, Mammalia, Primates, Cercopithecidae. The record is from RefSeq and is a predicted model, not a curated record.